AUGAGGACAUUAGGCCAGAAUCCAACCGAACAAGAACUGUUGGAUAUGAUCAACGAGGUGGAUUUCGAUGGCAGUGGAAGCAUUGAAUUUCCUGAAUUUUGUCAAAUGAUGAAACGAAUGAAUAAGGUGAGCGCUCCUUCAGUGCAUUUGUUCUUGCUUCGAAAGCACACGAAUUCUGCUGCUGUAUUACGGAAUGUGCAAAAUCCAGUGCUAAGCCCUCGCAUAAUUGAUGAUUUGCAUGAGUUGUACAGAAUGUUGCAUGAAUUAUCUGGUAGAUUUGAUAUAGGUUCGUAA
Molecule: messenger RNA, 294 nt
Organism: Anisakis simplex (herring worm)
Lineage: Eukaryota; Metazoa; Nematoda; Chromadorea; Rhabditida; Anisakidae
Source: the annotation of a GenBank genome assembly